Drosophila hydei is the source of this 636-nucleotide messenger RNA. RefSeq lists its product as uncharacterized. NCBI's taxonomy places the organism in Eukaryota, Metazoa, Arthropoda, Insecta, Diptera, Drosophilidae. Gene Ontology annotation, biological process: sleep; positive regulation of voltage-gated potassium channel activity; regulation of synaptic transmission, cholinergic. The transcript has 3 exons. The record is from RefSeq and is a predicted model, not a curated record. Bases 111 to 557 code for a protein of 148 amino acids.
AUUGUGUACUUGUCAGACGUGCAGCAGACAUUGUCAGCAGAGGUUGAGAGCAGUUCCAGUGGACGUUGCAGCAAAAGAAAAAUAAAUAAAAAUUAAAAUAAUUUCAAAAAAUGGUGUCCGCCAUCAAAUGCAGUUUGGCCGUGGCCAUUAUGAUUAGCUUGGCCUGUUCGGCCUAUGCCAUCAAGUGCUACCAGUGCGAGUCGCUUACCACACCGAAAUGUGGCUUGAAAUUCGAGGAGGAUGAGACUUUGUUACUUGAUUGCUCCAAGAUUGGGCCACCACGCACUCUGCAGGCCUUCUUCCCCGUUCAAAACGCCACCGGCUGCAUGAAGAAGACGCUCGAGAGCGUUGUGGGACAACCGCAGAUCGUGCGCAGCUGCUACUUUGGAGAUGUCAACAACAUUCAAUCCGGCUGCCAGUCGGAUCCCUCCCUGCCCUUCGUCAGGCAAAUUGGCUGUGAUGUGUGCACCAAGGACGAGUGCAACGGCUCCGCCUCUCUCGCCCCUAUUGUUGGAGCCAUUCUGCUGUUCUUCGGCGUGGCUCGCCUGUUGGCCUAGAUCGAUCUCUAGUAUUUGACACUAGUUCUUAGUUCCCGAUUGUAUUUAAGUACUUGUCUCUAUCAGCUGUAAUUUUGAU